Molecule: messenger RNA, 748 nt
Organism: Ictalurus furcatus (blue catfish)
Lineage: Eukaryota; Metazoa; Chordata; Actinopteri; Siluriformes; Ictaluridae
Product: C-C motif chemokine 3-like 1
Exons: 3
Coding region: 160-447 (95 amino acids)
Biological process (GO): chemokine-mediated signaling pathway; neutrophil chemotaxis; positive regulation of GTPase activity
Cellular component (GO): extracellular region
Molecular function (GO): CCR chemokine receptor binding; chemokine activity
Source: RefSeq, a predicted model, not a curated record
CACCUACAAACGACCAGACCACACCCCCCACACCCCCCCCCCCCCUUACCAGCCUAUAUAAACUGAAGAAUGAGUCUGCAUUAAUACCAUUCUGUUCACAUCGUGACCAUCGUCCUCCUCCUACUCCUCCUCAUCAUCAUCAUUAUCAUCAUCAUCACCAUGGUCUCUCGUUCUCUCCUGCUGGUUCUGCUGGUUCUGCUGGGUCUCACCUGCCUUCAGUCCUACACACCAGCCCACAAUGGACAUGGACCAAGUAAGUGCUGUUUCAAUUACCAGACACAUGCAAUCCCUGCAAAAUAUAUUACAGCGUAUGAAGAAACAGAGCAUCAGUGUACAAAACCUGGAGUCAUCUUUACCCUAAAUAAUGGUCGUCGUGUGUGUGCAGACCCCGGCGUCGAGUGGGUGAAGAACAUCAUGGAAAUAAUUGAUCGGCGAUUUUUUACCUGAUCCAAACUCAAACAAGUGUUUCAAAACUCUCUCCAUUAAUAAGUCUUUCAUAUUUCUUUUACGAAAUCCACUUUUUAUGUAAUCAGACGGGAGGAAUAAAGAUUAUUCCUGUAAUAAAGCUGACUCGUUAUCAUUAUAAAUGACUCAUUAUCAUUAUUAUAAAUAAAUAAAUAAAUAAAUAAAUAAAUAAAUAGGGGCAGUGGUGGCUUGAUGGUUAAGGCUCUGGGUUCCUGAUUGAGCCCUUAACCCUCUCUGCUCCAGGGGGCGCUGUAUCAUGGCUGACCCUGCGCUCUGACCCCAA